Molecule: messenger RNA, 243 nt
Organism: Pieris macdunnoughi
Lineage: Eukaryota; Metazoa; Arthropoda; Insecta; Lepidoptera; Pieridae
Source: the annotation of a GenBank genome assembly
AUGGAGCCGCCUUGGGAAAUCGAGCUCGAGCUACGAAGGCAUAUCGAGAGCUGUGCCUGCACCUGCGACCACAUGGGCUAUGGAAACUACAUGGACUACCAGGUGGCGCCGGCUGCUCACCCCUGUAUAUGCCGCGCGAUAACCUCACCCCACGCCCACGUACGUCUCCCAUACUUGUGCCCGUGUUCGCACUCUGCAUGUAACGCCGCCACUUUGUUGUCCUCUUUACGCUGCUCUGUUUAG